AUGAGGGCAAACAAAAUCGAUGGGAAGGCAAUUGCCCAGAAGAUAAGAGAGCGGUUGGCAGCCGAAAUCCAAGAGAAACAAAAGGGGAAUCCCCGAUACAAGCCAUGUUUGAAAAUCAUACAAGUGGGGGAUCGACCAGAUUCAAGCACCUAUGUGCGAAUGAAAUUAAAGGCCGCUGAGGAAGCUGGUAUUGAAUGUGCUUUGAUUCACCUCCCAUCCAGCAUCUCGGAGCCGGAGCUAUUGCAGCAGAUUGCUCAAUUCAACAAUGACCCGUCGGUCCACGGCAUCCUCGUUCAAUUGCCUCUUCCCAAACACCUUUCUGAGCACACAAUCACCUCCGCCGUUCUCGAUGAGAAAGACGUGGACGGUUUUGGCGCUACCAACAUUGGAGAACUGGCGAAAAGAGGUGGGAAGCCGUUCUUCGUCCCAUGUACACCCAAGGGAGUCAUGGCUUUGCUGCACGAGAGUGAUGUGGAACUCAGAGGCAAGAGAGCGGUGGUUCUUGGACGAAGUGACAUUGUGGGAAGCCCUGUCAGCUAUCUUCUGAGGAAUGCCGAUGCGACAGUGACUAUCUGUCACUCUAAAACGGAAAAUUUGAAAGAUGUGGUUAAACAAGCCGAUGUUUUGGUUGCCGCGGUGGGUCAACCGGCCUUUGUCAAAGGAGAUUGGUUGAAACCAGGUGCGGUAGUCAUUGAUGUCGGCACCAACUACAUUCCCGACGCCUCGAAGAACUCGGGGCAACGACUGGUGGGAGACGUCGAAUUUGAGACAGCUGUUGAGGUUGCUUCCCGAAUAACCCCCGUCCCGGGCGGUGUGGGUCCCAUGACGGUCGCCAUGCUUAUGCAAAAUGUUGUCGACUCUGCUUCUGCUUACUUCGAAAGGCUUAAAGCGCGGCACAUCGCUCCCCUUCGAAUCAAGCUACAGAAGCCGGUGCCCUCGGACAUUGCAAUCUCAAGGGCUCAGCAUCCUCGGCGGAUUACAGAUAUUGCUGCUGACGUCGGCAUUGCACCCCACGAGUUGGAGCCAUACGGUGCCUACAAGGCUAAGGUUGAUCUGUCGCUGCUAUCGAGACUGGAACAUCGUCGGAAUGGAAAAUACAUUCUGGUCAGUGGUAUCACCCCAACUCCUUUAGGUGAAGGAAAAUCCACCACCACCAUGGGCCUGACGCAAGCUCUGGGAGGACAUUUGGGUAGACUGACAUUCGCCAAUGUUCGACAACCCAGUAUGGGCCCGACUUUUGGGAUCAAGGGUGGCGCCGCUGGCGGUGGUUACAGUCAAGUCAUUCCUAUGGACGAGUUCAACCUUCAUCUGACCGGUGAUAUCCAUGCCAUUACUGCUGCGAAUAACCUCCUGGCCGCUGCCAUCGAUACACGUAUGUUCCACGAAGCGACACAGAAAGAUGGGCCUUUGUACAAAAGAUUGGUCCCUAGUAAAAAGGGCAAACGCGAAUUCGCUCCUAUCAUGUUCCGAAGACUCAAGAAGCUCGGGAUCGAUAAGACCGACCCAGAUGACUUGACAGAAGAGGAAAUCCGCCGGUUUGCACGACUCGAUAUCGACCCUGAGACGAUCACUUGGAGAAGAGUGCUCGAUGUCAAUGACCGACAUUUGAGAGGCAUAACAAUCGGUCAAGCACCAACGGAGAAAGGACAUACCAGAGCAACGGCUUUCGAUAUUUCCGUGGCGAGUGAAUGUAUGGCCAUCCUUGCAUUGAGCAACGAUCUGAGAGAUCUCCGUGAACGUCUUGGCCGAAUGGUGAUCGGGGCCUCCAAAGCCGGUGAUCCCAUUACCUGUGACGAUAUCGGCGCCGGCGGUGCCUUGACUGCUCUUAUGAAGGAUGCAAUCAAACCCAAUCUCAUGCAAAGCCUGGAGGGAACUCCAGUCUUUGUUCACGCCGGACCAUUCGCCAAUAUCAGUAUCGGCAACAGUUCCAUUCUAGCUGAUAAACUAGCUCUUAAACUGGCCGGAACCGAACCUGAUGAAGAUCAUGAAGCCAAAGCUGGAUUUGUUGUUACCGAAGCGGGCUUUGAUUUCGCCAUGGGAGGUGAAAGAUUCUUCAAUAUCAAAUGCCGGUCUUCCGGUCUUGUGCCUGAUGUUGUGGUCGUAGUCGCUACAAUUCGCGCUCUAAAGGUUCAUGGCGGUGGUCCCGAAAUUUCAGCGGGUGCAUCAUUGCCCGAAGCGUAUCGCACAGAAAACAUCGAAAUGCUGCGGGCUGGCUGUGUAAACCUGAAGAAGCACAUUGCAAACGCAAAAUCAUACGGAAUACCGGUCGUGGUCGCGAUCAACAAGUUCGAGACAGAUACUGAAGCUGAACUCAAGGUUGUCGAAGAGGAGGCACUUUCUGCUGGAGCUGAAGCAGCUGUUCCUGCAAGUCACUGGGCCGAAGGUGGCGCCGGUGCUGUCGAUCUGGCGAAGGCAGUGAUUGAAGCUUCGUCAAAACCAAAGGAUUUCAAACUUCUCUAUGGUCUAGAAGGAAGCGUCCAAGAACGCAUCGAAAAAAUUGGCAAGGAAAUGUAUGGCGCGGGAAAAGUCGAAUUCAGCGAAUUGGCGCAGAAAAAGGUGGACAUGUACCAAAAACAAGGAUUUGGCAACCUGCCCAUUUGCAUUGCAAAGACUCAGUAUUCACUGAGCCACGAUCCCGCUUUGAAGGGUGCACCGACUGGAUUCACGGUCCCAAUUCGGGAUGUAAGGCUGGCAGUUGGUGCCGGAUAUCUGUAUGCACUCGCUGCUGAUAUCCAAACGAUUCCUGGCCUUCCCACCGCUCCAGGAUAUCUGUAUGUGGACGUGGACCCGGAGAUCGGCGAGAUUGACGGUCUCUUCUAG
Messenger RNA from Rhinocladiella mackenziei CBS 650.93, 2820 nucleotides. RefSeq lists its product as uncharacterized. Gene Ontology annotation, cellular component: cytosol. Gene Ontology annotation, molecular function: ATP binding; methylenetetrahydrofolate dehydrogenase (NADP+) activity; formate-tetrahydrofolate ligase activity. The transcript has a single exon. Gene Ontology annotation, biological process: tetrahydrofolate interconversion. Lineage: Eukaryota; Fungi; Ascomycota; Eurotiomycetes; Chaetothyriales; Herpotrichiellaceae. The coding region runs from base 1 to 2820 and encodes 939 amino acids. The record is from RefSeq and is a predicted model, not a curated record.